This is a messenger RNA of Entamoeba invadens IP1, 861 nucleotides long. RefSeq lists its product as hypothetical. Bases 1 to 861 code for a protein of 286 amino acids. The transcript has 4 exons. Lineage: Eukaryota; Evosea; Mastigamoebida; Endamoebidae. The record is from RefSeq and is a predicted model, not a curated record.
AUGGCGAACAAAAUACCACAGUUCGACGAAUUUGAUUUCACUAAGCGUUUAUUAAAUACACGACUUCCAUCACCACUGACUAUCACUGUGUCAAGCCCCCAAUUCAGAGUCUCAACACAAUUUCCAGAAAUAAUUCCAACAGACGACGAGACCAAAUUGGCUCAACCUUCUUUUGUGAUGAAAACCUCCCCACAAGUCAUUUUUAAGUCUUGGUAUAAACGUAUUGGGAUCAAUGCUACUCUAUCAAGUCUAACUCAAAUGGCACAGCUGUCUUCUUCAAAUCAAUAUGUCAACGUCACUACCUGUGCUGCGAUAUCAGGAAAGUCGUUAAGUAAAUUAGAGAUGAGUGUUGUUGCCAAACUCACUUCCAAGAUCUAUGCAGGCCUUGACUAUAAGAUGAAUGGUUCCAAAUUAGCUCCUCUCUCUGUCGAGGCUCCAAGUGGUUUAGUUGAGUCUUCCAAACCCAAACCCACUUCCCUUCAAGAAGUUCUCAAUGGUAUAAAGUCGAUCAAGUCCAAUUGUUCUGGGUUCAUAGCGUAUAGUACUUCACCACUGAAGUAUUCCUUCUAUUUCGACUUUGUCAGCAAUUGUUUAGGUAUUAAAGCAUUGGGCCAAUACAAAGGCAGUUUAUAUGCAGUUGAUUUGAUGCAAAAGAGUGGGAAAACCGAACUUUUAGUAGGAGCCAGUCGUCACGUGAAUAACGUUGGUAACUGCAAAGUCGUAUUAUCGUCAACAAAGAAGUUAGUUGCUGAAGUGUUAUAUCCGUUGACCGCUGCACUCAAUUUGAAGACACAAUAUACACUGCAAGCGGCUGGGUGGAAGGAGAGUUUAGCUUUUGGCUUUGAUUAUAACAUGGCUUGA